UCUCAUGACUGCGAAAGCUUGUCUUCUUUUGUCAUUCAUCCUUUCCUGGACCAUAGUGUUUCACUCGAGAAAUCCCUCAAAGUCCGCCAGCACACUUCACCCCGAGUUCGCUAUCGUUUUUGUGCUUCCGCUUUCCAUCCAAUCGUAGCGCUAUCAGACGGAAGAUAGUCCGCAAUGGCGUUUCGUGAGAUACGGUUCCGCCUCUACUCAGCGCGGGGCGUCAAGAGGCCAGCGCCACACAUAGCUAUCCAUCCCGUGGCGGUGGUGUCUUUGCCGGGCUUUGAUCCUGCGACCUACCAGAGCAGGCGCAUGGACGAGGCCUGCGACGACCCCAAGUGGGACGAGACGUUUUUUUUUCACAUCAGAGCCGAAUGCAUUCGCACCGCCGCUGCUAUCAUCAUUCAGGUCUUCAGCGACAGCGACCUCGCUUUCUACUGCGGCGCCGCCGCCGUCCCCCUCUCCAUGGCGCAAGCGGAGAAGCACCGCCUUCCGCUCGUCGACCAAUCAGGCGUCAGGAACGGGUACGUCAAGCUGUCUAUCGCCAUAAGCCAGCACAUCGUCCUCGGCGCCGCAGCUGCUGGCGCAGACGGCGGCGCCAUGGCCGCUGCCACCCAUGUAGGACUGGCGAGCGCGCCCCCAGGAAUGAUCGCCGGGCCGGGCGUCUUUGUGCCACCACCUCCGCAUUUCGGCCCUGGUGUCGGCGUUUACACGCCCGCGAUUGGGCCUAACGGCUUCAUGGGCAUGCCCCCGCCUGUGGAGGAGGGAGCGGCGGAGGGAUGGGAUGAGGAGAACGAGGAGGCGGAAGAGAUGGAGGAAGAGCGCCCCCCGACCCUGAAGAGCGCUGGGCGGAGCAGGAGCUGGGGGGGGGGGCUGUUCAGCGGGAUCAUGCGCCUGGUGCGCAGCAAGUCGGGGCGGAUCGAGAGGAUGGAGAAGGAGAACGAGAAUGAGGAGGGAGACGAGGCGGGACAGGAGAAGUAUGAGAGCAAGGAGUGGCAUGGAGAGACGGAGGGGAACGUGGAAGGGGCGCAGGAGAGGAAGCACAGACGAGGAAGGAGCAUUGGGAAUUGGCUUGGACUGGGGGGGGAUCAUAAGGAGAAACAAGUUGACGUGGAUGAGAAGGGCUUCAAUGGGGCAGGGAACAUUGACCGGACUGAUGGUGGUUAUGGGAGGGGCUGGGGUAUGGGCUUUGGUAACACGAUGAGUAUGAAAAUGGUUGCAGGAGCCACUGCUUGAAGUGGGUUACUCUGAUUUCUAGGAUUGUUUCGAGCUGUUCAUAUAUUAGAGCCGCAUGUAUGAGAUGCAUCGUCGACAUGCUUUGUUUGGUGCUCAAUUCUUUGUGAACAAUUAGUUUGUACUUCGCGUUUUAGAUAGGCUCGAC
Molecule: messenger RNA, 1378 nt
Organism: Closterium sp. NIES-67
Lineage: Eukaryota; Viridiplantae; Streptophyta; Zygnematophyceae; Desmidiales; Closteriaceae
Source: the annotation of a GenBank genome assembly